Molecule: messenger RNA, 3276 nt
Organism: Trypanosoma grayi
Lineage: Eukaryota; Euglenozoa; Kinetoplastea; Trypanosomatida; Trypanosomatidae
Product: putative helicase
Exons: 1
Coding region: 1-3276 (1091 amino acids)
Source: RefSeq, a predicted model, not a curated record
AUGACGGUGCCGGCGCUGCUCAUGCUGCCACGCAUGACGGCGCGUAGCGACGAUGACACCAACGUCGACACGCCCGCGAUGCAGUACCUGCAUUCUCUGAGGUCGCAGCGCAACUUGGCAUCAGCGGCAACAGUAACCACAACAGUUAAUCCCGGUGGUGGGGCGGAAAGUGGCGGCCACCACCUCAGUGAGCCGCUCAUGCUGCGGUCGCUGCUGUGCGAGUGGUACGCUUGCACCAGCAACGCCGAUGUCGUGGCGUUCCAGAACAAGUACCGCGUGAACCGCAGCGCCCUCCGCCUCGUCGACAGCGCUGUGGCGCAGUGCGCUGAACGUCUCUCUCGUCUUAUUGCCCCAGACAGUCCAAACAGCAGGAGCAGCAGUGGGAUACAAGACGGCGCAGAGGAGCUUUGCGGCGAACACGACGUGGCGGUGCGGCGGCCGAGCACGCAGGCGGUGGCGCAGCUUAUCGAUGCCACACUGCCGCAGACGUACCGCACCGUGUUGACUAACUCCCUGCUGCGCCUGCGCCGCUGCGCGCUGGAGCACGCUGGCCACCGCCUCUCGCAGAGGUUCGGCUCCAUGACGCAUUGGUACCCGCAGGACGAGCAACUCAUGCGGCAGCUGCAGCCACAGGUCGGCAGAAGAAGGGGCGGCAGCAGCAAAAGCAGGCCAAAGUUGGCGCUCGGUGCGACGCAGCAGCGCCUCUGCGCUGCGUUUGUGGCCGCCUUCGCAAGGCACACGAUGCGCGGCGAGGAUGGCUCGCACCGCGUACACCACCGGCGACUCGUGCGCAACUUGGGCACGCUGCAGGAGGACGCGGAUCGCACCUGCUCCUUUGGCAUCGAUAUCCACGCGCAAAACCAGCAGCAGCAGCAGCAGCGGCAGGCUGCCGUUGGGGUGUCGCCGCACGAUAGGUUGACGCCGGACGCACUGCGUUGUGUGUUGUCACCGUAUUUGGCAGGGACGCAACUUUGCCAGCUAGAGCUCUUUGCUAAUGGGCGCUCAGCGGUUGCGCGUUUUGGCGAGGACGCGGAAAAUGGAGACAAGAAGGACGCAGAACUAGUGGACGAAGAAGGACGGAGUGUGGAGGUGCAGCGGCAGCAGGCACUUCUUGCGCCUUGCGUGCUGCCAUUCGAGCCAGCCGCCGGGCCGGCGCAGUGUAGCGUUGUGUUGGCUCACAUCGGCAUCAGUCUUCUGGUGUCUAUCCAGAGUGCUCUAACUCGUCUCACGCUGCUGCUGCCGCCGUCCUCUACACCGAGCAGCAGCAGCGGAAGGAUAAACUCAGGCGAUACGGCAGGCGUCAGCGUGACGAGGCCGGGGCAAAACACCGUCACCACCAUCACCAGCUCGAACCGCGGUCUCCGCUUUACUUCACUGGACGAGGAGGGUCGGGACGCGCCGAACGUACGGGUCGCGUGGCACGACAGCUACGGCCAGGAAUGUUUCCUGCUGCUGAGCGAGGUGCGGCACCUGGGGUACGAGAAGCUCUUCCCAACACCCUCGCCGACAACUGCGUCAGCUGCACACAUCGCACCGGGCGCGGCGGCUGCAGGCAAGGAAAAUGAUGCUGCUGCUGCUGUGGUCGGUGCGGGCGUGGCAGGAGAAGCAGACAUUUCUACCGGGGCCGCGAGUGGGAGUAUGGACGAGCCCGUGUUGAUGAGUGUGCAGCGUGUCUUCUUCACCCGUGCGGUGUGCUGGAAGGUGACGCUUCCGACUGCGCGGGUGGAGCCGUGGAGUGGGUCUUCUGUUGCCGCCUCGGAUGACAUGUGCCACUACUGCUGGGUGUGUCACAGCACGUGGCUGAAGGAGAGCGCAUUCCGCUCACACUGCCGGUCGCUCGCGCACCUCAGUCGCCUCGCCCUUGUGGUGCGGCUUGGCAUGCGCCGCGAGUGGGUGGCGGCGUUCAGUAGUGGCACAAUGUCGGACCUGCUGCUCCGUUGCAGCAACAGCAACAGCGGUAAUGGUAAGGGGAUGGAAGUGGAGCUUCGGCACUGUACUGUGUCGUCCACAUCUUUCCUCAACGCUCUGCAGUGGUGCCCGCGUGGCGAUGAGGCGUCUGCCACGAUGCCCAUUGCCAUUGCGGGCUCACUCGUGGCGAACGCAAGCGCAGCAUUGGCGGAAGGAGGACUGCCGUCGUCUGGCAGCGGGCUUGCCCUGCAGGCGCUACAUGUGUGGGUUCUCGACACUGACCAAGGAGCAACGGCAGGUGGAGCGCAGGCCGAUUCGCUCACGAGCACGCACCUGCCGCUGUCACUGUUCGUGCUUGCUGGAUACCUAGCGGCUGCCUCCUCCAGCUUCACCGCUGCGCUUCUGAUGAACAGGGACCACUCGCGUGCACAUGCGGUGAUGCUGUACGACUGGGGUGUGUGGCGCUUCCCUAUCCCACUCACACGUACGCAGCUGCGGAGUGUGUUCGAGGUGUUUGCGGGACGAUCCUGGCGUGGUGUACCUGCAGAUGACAGCGGUGGUGCUGCUCCUGAUGUGGAGGAUCAUGAUGCUGAGGGUGAGUCGUGCGGUGGUCAGGACGCGGAGGCGGACAGUUUGCAUUGGUGCGUCGUCUCGGACAAGUGCCCACAGUGCACAUACUGUGGGUGCGGUGGGAAUGCCGUUGAGAAGACACUGCAGGACAAGCAGCAGCGCGACCUGCGCAGCGACGCCCCCUCAGCUGACGAGGUGGUGGAGAGCACACUCCUGCUCGUGCUGUACGAGUACAAGAACUCGCAGCGGAGCGUCGUUAGCUUCGCGGACUACACGCAACGGGUGGUAGCGAAGCUAAACGCCUGGUCUUUGUUGCAGCAGCAACAGCAUGAGCAUCAAAGGAUGGACGCCACUGCUCGCGGCCACAAGCACGCCCCGUCAAGGCGAGCGGCUGCAUCAGCGGCGGUGGAGUGGCGCGGGGGAGCGGAGCUGCUCGCGCGACUUGUGGCGCGCCGCCAGAAUCAACCGCUCGAGUCGCUGCUGCGCGACCUUGGGUGUCAGUUCCUCACGCCGCCCACCGCACUCACGGCAGCUGCUGCUGCUGCACCGGCGGUGUCAUUCAGUGCAAGUGCGCUGGCAGCGGAAGGCACCACGAACGAGAAGUUGUUUCUCCUCCCAAGGGUGCUUCCGAGUUAUUUGCCGUCGCCGGACUUUGCCGCUCUGCUGCGUCGUCACCGGCAGUCGGUGCGGGACUCGCCUGCUGUUCGCAAGGGUGCUGCGUUGAUGGCAAGGGAGAAGCAAGGCACGGCGGUAGCAGCAGCAGCAGCAGCAGGCGUGCCGCAGCAGCCAUCAUUCUAA